AAACCAACCAAACCCUACCCUCCAAACGAAAUCAACUCUGCAAACCUAGAUCCCCGUCUUGUCAGUCAGGAUCUUCUCUCCUACAGACCACGUCCCCCGCGAUGGCUUCCGGCGAAACCCCCAACCCUAACACCGACGCCACCAACCCAGCCGCCGCCCCUGCCCUCUCGUCGCCGCCGCCGCCGCCGCUCCCACCGCGCAAGCGCCGCCUCUCCCCGUCCCCGUCCCCAUCCCCCACUCGCUCCGCAUCCCGCUCCCGCUCCCGCUCCCCGCGCUCCGCAUCCCGCUCCCUCUCCCCGCGCGGCCGCCGCAGCCAGAGCCGGAGCCGGAGCCGCAGCCCGCAGUGCCACCCGGAGGGCAAGCGUCGGCGGCACAACGACCUCACCGUCGAGGCGUGCCGUGACUUCCUGCGCGACAGGUGCGCCCGCUCCGACAUCGAGUGCAGAUACGCGCACCCGCACCACUCCGUCUCCGUCGACCGGGACAACAAGGUGACGGCGUGCGCGGAUUCGCUGAGGAACAAUUGCUUCCGCGGGAGGACAUGCCGCUACUACCACCCGCCUCCCCACAUCCAGGAGUUAUUGUUGAGAUCAAUUGGUGUGGAAGACACAAAGGUGAAGAUGCAGGUUUGCAGAGAUUUUGCACGUGGGAAAUGUUCAAGAUCAGCAAAUGAGUGCCGAUUCUUGCACCAUUCAUCUGUUGAAGAUUGUACAAUUGUUUGCCAAGAUUUCUUGCGUGGACGGUGUGAACGCAAAUCAUGUAGGUACUCUCAUGUGGUUGCACAUCCAAUGCCAAUGAGCAAUAUUCCUAUUCAAUACCCUGAGAUGGUUUACAUGCCACCACCACCACCCCUUGGAGUACCUAUGAUGAUGGGGCCUCCCCCUUCGUCUCCUAGAACUUUUGCUGAUAAUAAGAACACAUUGGAAGUUUGUAGGGACUUCUUGAAGAAUAUGUGUAAUAGAGAAUCCUGCCGAUUUGCACACCCUGAGACACAUACUUCGGUAAUGAAUGACAAGGUUGAAGUUUGCCGUGAUUUUAAACGAGGAGAAUGCAAUCGACCUACCUGUCGCUUUUACCAUCCAUACGCAGGCUGAAGUUUCUGUUAGCUAAAGUAAAGUAAACUAUACCCAGUAACUCUUUUUUUUUUGGUUAGAUCCAGAAUCAAAUUACUAUACAUGGUGAGUUCUCCCCAGAAAUACCUAGUUACAGUCUUACAGAAUUAACUUUAACCUCAAUUUCUUUAUGGAUGUUUUGUUUAUCCAUUCAAACCAGCUAGAGCAAUAUAUUAAACAAAAUUAAGAUUGCCGAUUUUCGUCAUUCGAGUAUUCGUGUCACUUGGGUAAACUAUUGUAUACCCUCCAAAUAUUCAUCAUGGAAUACAACUAUUGUCCAAUCAAAACAAAGCAGUUCAAUGAAAAUGUUGGUUAUAUAAGAUUACUAAUUUUGUCCAUCGGAUGCUCAUGCCAUUUGGCUAAGCUAACAUGUACCGUUUGAGUGAUCUUCUGUCUGAUCAGCUUCGUUAUCUUCUAUUCCACGUCUGAUGGCAUGAGUUUGGUAUGAUCAAUUCUGUUCAUUAACCGGAAAAGUUCCUCCACUAGAGUUGCUCUUAGAUGCUUGAACUCCACAACAAUGACAAAUAACCUGUAGUAUGAGUCCACUGCUACAGAAAUAUUCUAGUUUAUGGUGUUGGGCCUGCAGGUUGAAAGUUGAAACUGCUGCUAAAAUGGCCUUGUGAUCUGCUCUGCUCCUGCGUUUUCCCUCCCACCAACUAAUUUUUUAAGUAAUGAGUUGAUAAAUGAAUGACUCAUUUUAGGUCAAGAGUUUCUUUCAAGUGCCAUUGCAGUUAUUUAUUUUCGUUAACCGAGUCAUCUGACAUAUUUCAUGCCUAACAGUGGGUGUUAUAGAAUUAAUUGUCCCUAUAGCUGUUGCUAUGUAAUGAUCCACUGAGAAACCGUUUAGUGUCUAAAAAUCAAGACUCUGCUUUUAUUCU
Messenger RNA from Phragmites australis (common reed), 1990 nucleotides. RefSeq names its product zinc finger CCCH domain-containing protein 28-like. Gene Ontology annotation, molecular function: metal ion binding. The record is from RefSeq and is a predicted model, not a curated record. NCBI's taxonomy places the organism in Eukaryota, Viridiplantae, Streptophyta, Magnoliopsida, Poales, Poaceae. Bases 102 to 1094 code for a protein of 330 amino acids. The transcript is spliced from 8 exons.